GAAGAUAUGGAUGUUGAACCUGCUGAAGGUUUAGAGGCAAUUUUAGAUGAUAGUGCUCUCAAGAGAUUAAAAAUGACCAGUGAUGAUAUACGGAUUAAAAAUACGGAUCUUCCGGAAAGAAUGCUACUCCGAUCAGAAAUUGAUCAAACUCGAAAGUUAACUGAUGCUGAAAUAGAGGAGGCUACUAAAAUGAUUUCUGAAGAUUUGGCAUACUUUAAUGAACAACGACCUACUAAUCAAUUUAUGGUGGCUGUUAAGCGAGUAUUAAAAUGUUUAGGGCAAGAAUUCUUUGAGGUUCCAUAUAUAUAUACAUAUCGUCGAGAUUACAUUGCAGAAUUUGAUGAUGAUUUCUCAAAACCACCACGAGAAAUUCUCACACGAGCGGAUUUGUGGCAUAUUUAUGAUCUUGAAUAUAAAUAUAGAUU
Dentiscutata heterogama is the source of this 425-nucleotide messenger RNA. The record is from the annotation of a GenBank genome assembly. NCBI's taxonomy places the organism in Eukaryota, Fungi, Glomeromycota, Glomeromycetes, Diversisporales, Gigasporaceae.